AUGACAAUGGCGCCUCCAAGGCUGGAAAAGGGUGUUGUGGUGUUAGAUAAGCCAGUAAUAGAGAAAACUACUCCUGGAAGAGAGUCUGAGUUUGACUUGAGGAAAUCAAGGAAAAUGGCACCACCAUAUAGAGUGAUGCUACACAAUGAAAACUACAACAAGAGGGAAUAUGUUGUGCAAGUGUUGAUGAAGUUAACUAGAAUUGGUCGAGAUGCAGUUUUAUAUGUUGAGUCACUCAUUGAGUCAAUCAUGGGAGGAUUUGAAGGGCUAAUCAACAUUCUUGAUUCUGAAGGAGCUUCUACCAGAAGUCAGCUGAAACUACAAAUGGCUUUUGAUGGGCAGGAAAGAUAUAUGAAGAGAUCUUGGGAGCCAAGUGAUAAAGCUGAUCUUCACUUUGUCUACAAAGAUGUUGAAGGAGUAUCAACUCAAUGGGAUGAUAUUCAAAGAAAACUCAGGAACUUACCUCCUAAACCCUCUGCCUUCAAACCGAUCCCUUCACUCCUGCAGAAGACGAAGAUUCCAAACCUAAAACCAAAUCUCGAAUCGAUAAAAAGACAGAAAAACUCAAAGAUUUAG
Molecule: messenger RNA, 576 nt
Organism: Lactuca saligna
Lineage: Eukaryota; Viridiplantae; Streptophyta; Magnoliopsida; Asterales; Asteraceae
Source: the annotation of a GenBank genome assembly